Molecule: messenger RNA, 1638 nt
Organism: Propithecus coquereli (Coquerel's sifaka)
Lineage: Eukaryota; Metazoa; Chordata; Mammalia; Primates; Indriidae
Gene: PRKCI
Product: protein kinase C, iota
Exons: 17
Coding region: 1-1563 (520 amino acids)
Biological process (GO): protein phosphorylation
Molecular function (GO): ATP binding; protein binding; protein serine/threonine kinase activity
Source: RefSeq, a predicted model, not a curated record
AUGCCGACUCAGAGGGACAGCAGCACCAUGUCCCACACGGUCGCAGGCGGCGGCAGCGGGGACCACUCUCACCAGGUCCGGGUGAAAGCCUACUACCGCGGGGAUAUCAUGAUAACACAUUUUGAACCUUCCAUCUCCUUUGAGGGCCUUUGCAAUGAGGUUCGAGACAUGUGUUCUUUUGACAAUGAACAGCUUUUUACCAUGAAAUGGAUAGAUGAGGAAGGAGACCCGUGUACAGUAUCAUCUCAGUUGGAGUUAGAAGAAGCCUUUAGGCUUUAUGAGCUAAACAAGGAUUCUGAACUCUUGAUUCAUGUAUUCCCUUGUGUGCCAGAACGUCCUGGAAUGCCCUGUCCAGGAGAAGAUAAAUCCAUCUAUCGCCGAGGUGCACGCCGCUGGAGAAAGCUUUAUUGUGCAAAUGGCCACACUUUUCAAGCCAAGCGUUUCAACAGGCGUGCUCACUGUGCCAUCUGCACAGACCGAAUUUGGGGACUUGGACGCCAGGGAUAUAAGUGCAUCAAUUGCAAGCUCCUGGUUCAUAAGAAGUGCCACAAACUUGUCACAAUUGAAUGUGGGCGGCAUUCUUUGCCACCGGAACCAAUGAUGCCCAUGGAUCAGUCAUCCAUGCAUUCAGACCAUGCACAGACAGUAAUUCCGUAUAAUCCUUCAAGUCAUGAGAGUUUGGAUCAAGUUGGUGAAGAGAAGGAGGCAAUGAACACCAGGGAAAGUGGCAAAGCUUCAUCCAGUUUAGGUCUUCAGGAUUUUGAUUUGUUACGGGUAAUAGGAAGAGGAAGUUAUGCCAAAGUACUGUUGGUUCGAUUAAAAAAAACAGAUCGUAUUUAUGCAAUGAAAGUUGUGAAAAAAGAGCUCGUCAAUGAUGAUGAGGAUAUUGAUUGGGUACAGACAGAGAAGCAUGUGUUUGAGCAGGCAUCCAAUCAUCCUUUUCUUGUUGGGCUACAUUCUUGCUUCCAGACAGAAAGCAGAUUGUUCUUUGUUAUAGAGUAUGUAAAUGGAGGAGAUCUAAUGUUUCAUAUGCAACGACAAAGAAAACUUCCUGAAGAACAUGCUAGAUUUUAUUCUGCAGAAAUCAGUCUAGUACUGAUGUUUGAGAUGAUGGCAGGGAGGUCUCCAUUUGAUAUUGUUGGGAGCUCUGAUAACCCUGAUCAGAACACAGAAGAUUAUCUCUUCCAAGUUAUUUUGGAAAAACAAAUUCGCAUACCACGUUCUCUGUCUGUAAAAGCUGCAAGUGUCCUGAAGAGUUUUCUCAACAAGGACCCAAAGGAACGACUGGGUUGUCAUCCUCAAACAGGAUUUGCUGACAUUCAGGGACACCCAUUCUUCCGAAACGUUGAUUGGGACAUGAUGGAACAGAAGCAGGUGGUACCUCCCUUUAAACCAAAUAUUUCUGGGGAAUUUGGUUUAGACAACUUUGAUUCUCAGUUUACGAAUGAACCUGUCCAGCUCACUCCAGAUGACGAUGACAUUGUGAGGAAGAUUGAUCAGUCUGAAUUUGAAGGUUUUGAGUAUAUCAAUCCUCUUUUGAUGUCUGCAGAAGAAUGUGUCUGAUCCUCAUUUUCCAUCUAUGUAUUCUACUUAUGUUGCCAUUUAAUGCAUGGGUCAACUUGUUACCAGGCUGGUUAC